AUGUCCUACCCUCAGCGGGCUGCACGCAGCGGCGACCACACCUCCCGCGCACACACCAGUACCACCGCGGGCGGGGCCCGCACACCACCGCCUCUGCGAACCACAGGCCAGGAAGCACCUAAGAGCCUGGCCCGACGGCCCCGCCGCGUUCCAGACGUCCCGCCGCCGCCGGCCGCCCGCGACCCCGACGCAGACCCGGCGUGGACGCUCAGGUUCAGCCCGACCCCGCCCAAGUCUGCGGACACCCCCCGAGUUCCCGGCUCCCCGACGGCGCUCUCCGCGGUCGCCUCCGCGCCGGGCCGCCCCGAAGACCACGCGCCUUUCCGUGCCCCGGGAUCCCCGCCGCCACCGGCCCUGGACGCCACCCGGGAGGACCCCGACUCUCCGCCCAGCCGCCCCGAGGACCACGCGUCCCCGCAGUCCGCGCCCCCGUCGCUGAACGCCGCCCUUCUGCAGACCCUGGGGCACCUGGGCGACAUCGUGGCCAUCCUGGGCCCGCUGCGCGACCAGCUGCUGACCCUGAACCAGCACGUGGAGCAGCUGCGCGGCUCCUUCGACCAGACCGUGUCCCUGGCCGUCGGCUUCAUCUUAGGCAGCGCCGCCGCCGAGCGAGGCGUCCUGGCCGACCGGCGAGAGUGAGGCCUGACCUGCACUGUCCCUUCUGUAGGACCGUGUCUCCUCUGCCCUGACCCCAUCCUGUGACCCUCCCCAACUCCAAAUCUAGGUACGUUUAAUAAAAAGGUUGUUUA
This is a messenger RNA of Leptonychotes weddellii (Weddell seal), 749 nucleotides long. Lineage: Eukaryota; Metazoa; Chordata; Mammalia; Carnivora; Phocidae. The record is from RefSeq and is a predicted model, not a curated record.